Molecule: messenger RNA, 3622 nt
Organism: Girardinichthys multiradiatus
Lineage: Eukaryota; Metazoa; Chordata; Actinopteri; Cyprinodontiformes; Goodeidae
Gene: mier2
Product: mesoderm induction early response 1, family member 2
Exons: 12
Coding region: 215-1621 (468 amino acids)
Biological process (GO): negative regulation of transcription by RNA polymerase II
Cellular component (GO): nucleoplasm
Molecular function (GO): transcription corepressor activity; histone deacetylase binding
Source: RefSeq, a predicted model, not a curated record
UGCGGCAAUAAACGGAGCUGUACAGAGGAGCAGACAUACAACAUCCGGGCAACAGUAAGCUUGCGCAGAAACGGAAUGGCGGAGGUAAAGUAUUUCAACAUUAGCACACACCCUGUGGCCUAGUGGAGAGUGGGAAAAGUACAGCAAUGAAGGCCAGAAGAAACACCAGCUGGGAGAAGUCUUAAAGGAGUUGAAGCAGAAGCUUUCUCUCUCCAUGAAAAUGGCAGCACAGUCCCAAACAGUCAGUGAGCUUCCCUUGGAGGAGCUACUGGCUUUGUAUGGAUAUCCAGUAUCCAGUCCACAGAAGGAAACAUAUCCUAUAACCACCACCCUGCCAGAAAAGACCCUUGAUAAGGAUCAGAAAACUAAGGACCUGUUUCACGUUGGGGAAGAAAAACGAGCUUCCGCCUAUGAUCUCACCUCCUCAAACACUUCAGAUCUGCUGCCCUGCUUACAGAAUGGAGACAAAGCUACACCUGUCAGCUCAUCAGAUGAGGACACUGACGAUUCUUCUAUUCCCUCCAACGAAGAGCACAAGGAGAUCAUGGUCGGAUCUAUGUAUCAAGCAAAAAUCCCACCAGUAAAUCCACAUGUAUCUGAGGAGAGAGCUUACACCAACGCCGACCAGUUGCUGUGGAGGCCCGGUGCUCUGCCGGUGGAGGAUGUGGAAGAAUUUUUGCUGAAUGCACAGAGACUUCAUGGCCAGGAGGGGGCAGUGUGGACCCAAGGGGCCACUGUCCAAGACAAUGAACAGGCACUAUAUGAACUAGUGAAAUGCAACUUUAAUGCAGAAGAAGCCCUGAGACGAUUACGUUUCAAUGUAAAAGUAUUCAGUGAGGAGCUGUGUUCUUGGAGCGAGGAGGAGAGUAGGAACUUUGAGAAUGGCUAUCGUGUUUACGGAAAAAACUUCCAUCUCAUUCAGGCUAAUAAGGUACGAACUCGCUCCAUUGGCGAGUGUGUGGAGUAUUAUUACAUGUGGAAGAAGUCUGAGCGACACAUGUUCUUCACCCAGCAGGCCACAAGGAUGAGCCGAAGGAAGUACAGCAUGCAGUCAGGGAACAUUGAGGAUGGAGACCAGGACGGGGAGGGUGGAGAUCUCGAGGGAAGCAACAAUACUUUGGGGUCGCUGCCACAGAUCUCCAUGGGCUCCGGACAGAUGGAGCCCUCAUUUCCUGCAAACACAAGUCUGGAUCUAAACAAACAAGACGGUGAGCUGGUGAUGAGUCUGUCCGAGCUGUGCGCUGACGAAUAUCCUCAGCAGCUAUUCGACUAUCCGUUCUCUUUCCCAUCCAUGGAUGAACUUCCAGACCCUGACUCGGAUCGUCCCUCAGCUCCGGUCCAGCUCCAGUCUCAACCCUCUGAUCAGUGCUCGGAGUGGGCCCAUGGAAACCCGCCGUUUCACCGUGACGAUAACCACAGCUUUCUGAACUCCUGCUUCUACCAGCUGCACAUGCACGGCAGACCGUUGGUUUCUGACGGCCCUGGCUGUGGUGUGGCAGGUGGUGGGGAUCACGCCUCCCACAGGCUGCAGGUGGAAUUCAGCCUUCCUUCCACCUCGGCUUCUUCGCCCAAUGUUCUCUCAUCAAACUUCCAGGCAAUUGGAAGCCUGCUGCACCCGUAGCCCUUUUAGCAUUCUCGCUCUCAGACUGUAGGGUACAUGGAAAAAAUAUAAUCUGAGUGCUACUGGUUGUUAUCAGCUCUGCAGGGAGAUAUUUAAUGGGUCAUACAGUGUUUUUCAUCAGAAAAAGAUGGACCUAUUGCUAUGGAAGGAGACCUUACCAUCAACAUCUGUCCAUUGUUGAAUGCUGGGUGUCCUAAUUCACCACAUCCAGGCAUCAAUCGUGUGUAUAUCUGUUAAUUACAAACUUAUAAAAGCACAGUGUAUGGAAUGAAGGCUGCAGACCAGUUUUUCUUGAUCACAUCGAUUAUCUCACGACCAUAACUUACUGUUUUUUUAUUACUAUUAGGAAGGUAAGUUUGGACAGGUACAUAACAAAAGAGCCAGCAACUUAUCAUCUUUUGUUCUAUCACUUUUAUUGCUGUUAUUUCUGAUGUUUUUGCAUCACACACAUUAGAUGCUCAGUUUUGGCAACUUUUUAACAUGGAAAUUAGGUUCCCCUACUGCCUCCUUGCUCCAUUCUUCUGCUUUGAUUCUUGGAAGAAAUCGUUCAUAUUUACAUUGAAACCUGAACUGAAAAUAAUGUUUAUAUAAAGUUUAGUUUUAAGCAUGAAGCCAUAUAGGAGCACAAGGAAAGCAACAAUUCAUUAAAGCUUCUAUUUAUUCAUUUUAAUAAGCUAAUUAUUUUUUACUUAAAAUGCCUCAAUCAAUCAGCCAGAAAACAGAGCCAAUUUGAUCUUGAUUGGCAGGUAAAAAACAAAAACUGUUCUACAAAUGCAUCACAACUAGGAGAUCCUACUACUUUCUGUCUGUAAAUGCAUCAGUUAACAACAUGUACUUGUGAUGUAAUUUUUUAAUUUUCUGUAGAAUUCAAAAUUACUACGUCUGUCAAAGAUUCUGCAACUUGUUUCUUUCCCUUUAGGCCAGAUGUCAGGAAAAAAAACCCAGAAAUGAGUAUCUGCCAGGAAAAGUCAAAUUGGUGCACCUGUUUUUUGUUUUUUUUUGCUCCAAGGAGCAUUAUAAAAUGAAAUAUACACACAUUUAUGUGUGACUUUCCUGGCUGCACGUACAGUUUGUCAGCGGCUGCAAGAUCGCUGUGUGUACUUUAGCUUGGCUUCAUGUUUACAUCAGUGAGAGAAGCACCGUUACAUCUUGUUGGUCUAAGGGUAUCAACAAAUGUUGUGGUCUGAAGUUAAAGUUGUCUUCUUCUCAGUUUCCAUGUUCUAGGCUAAACUACUUUUUUUCUACCCUGGCUUUAUUCAUUUAACUGAGUACUGAUUUUUUUUUUCUUCCUAAAAGUGAAAAGAACUGAGUUAUGCACAUUUGCUGAGUGAUGUCACUCAGCAAAUGACAGCUAGAGUGAUGUGUCCCACAUUAAAACGUCUAUCAGGUGUGAAAGUACCCUGUUUUAAUUAGAUAACUUGCUAAUGCAUUUCUUGUUUUAAAUCCAUUGCAGUUGCUUUGCUUUUUGAUUUAAAAGAAAAAAAGCCUGAAUGAAACAAACUUCUUUAAAAUAAACACCAAGCAGCAGCACUCAGGAAAUGUCUGACUGGGACAAGCAAUGUCUGUCUGAACACUUUAUUUGCUUAUUUAUGUAAUAAUGGUAAUAAGAGUUAAUGCCCUUUUUGUCAUAUUAGUCAUAUUGUUUUUAUUUACGUGUUGCUGCAUUUUAGCGGCUCUAAAAGGGCAAGAAGUUCAAUGGAUGACAUGAAUUGGACUCACUUUCAUGCUUCCAUCUGUGUUUGCUCAUUUCUUGUUUCCUGCUAUAGUCGGUUAUGCGAUCCCUGUUCAAAUCAAGUAAAUCUCUUUGUUUUGUCUUUUUUAACACAGAUGGUUCGAGGCAAGAUAGUUGAGGCAGAAAUAAUGAGCUGAAAUCUGUCUUUUGGUUUUUCCUUUUUUUUCCCUUCUAAAUAUAUAUAUAUAUUUUCAAAUUCUUAUAAAUUUCUUUCAUCAUAUUUCGUCUCUAAAUAUAUUUUGUAAAUAAAAAUAUGAAAUUAAAAUCAA